GUUUAUCAGGAUUAUCAGGGUCAGAAUCACUUGGUUCCACCAUAAGUCCUCUCAAGCAUCGUCUUCUAACCAUUGGUUGAAUUCAGACAGAAGAUACGGUCCAAGUAAACGAUGGAUCCAAGCUAUUCAUUAUUGUAGCAAUAUGAAAUACCAAUUGCAAGAAUUAGAAUAAACGGAUAACAAAUGCAAGGAAUUUACCGAAUACUGAAACCACGCUGCAACCCUCCAAGAGCUGCAAUCUUUCAACAAUUCCAUGGGAAUGGAAUCAUUAGCCUGAACAAAAUAACUUCAGGCUUUGGAUUUAUCACAUCCUCUCCACCCAUGCAGCUGAAAGGGUUGGAGAAUGUUACGGUGUCAGAGGUACUAAUGACAAAGGGGGAAGAGAAAGUGGGUUCCUGGCUUUGGUGCAGAGCUGAUGAUGCUGUUAUUAAUGCAAUGAGGAAUAUGGCUGAAAAUGAUAUUGGAUCAUUGGUGGUACUAAGGCCAGAGGGCCAGCACAUAGCAGGCAUUGUCACAGAAAGAGAUUGCUUGAAGAAAAUAGUUGCACAAGGAAGAUCACCUUUAUACACACAAGUUGGUCAAAUAAUGACUAACGAGAGUGACCUGGUAACUGUGACACCUGACACGAACAUUCUAAGAGCAAUGAGACUUAUGUUAGAGAAUCGAAUCCGGCAUGUUCCGGUUAUAGAUGGGAAAAUUGUUGGUAUGAUUUCGAUUGUAGAUGUGGUGCGAGCAGUGACGGAGCAGCAAAGUGGAGAAUUGAAGCGACUCGGUGAUUAUAUCAGAGGAGAAUACUAUUAGGUUUGCAAAAUGAUUCAACCAUAUGUACAGAUUUGAUGAUAUGAAAUUCAUGUACCAAAACAUAAUACACCAUUAUAUACUAAUUUAGAUUCAUUUCA
Trifolium pratense (red clover) is the source of this 899-nucleotide messenger RNA. Its product is annotated as CBS domain-containing protein CBSX3, mitochondrial. The record is from RefSeq and is a predicted model, not a curated record. NCBI's taxonomy places the organism in Eukaryota, Viridiplantae, Streptophyta, Magnoliopsida, Fabales, Fabaceae. The coding region runs from base 184 to 801 and encodes 205 amino acids. The transcript has 7 exons.